Molecule: messenger RNA, 2185 nt
Organism: Aegilops tauschii subsp. strangulata
Lineage: Eukaryota; Viridiplantae; Streptophyta; Magnoliopsida; Poales; Poaceae
Product: scarecrow-like protein 6
Source: RefSeq, a predicted model, not a curated record
AAGAGAGACACAAAAAAUAAAUGGUGGCCAAGAAAGAAAAGGCAGCACGUAGGGAAGCAUACACGCGCACACGCAACGCCACACCACCGCACGCACAUACACGCGCACCUCCCCCCCUCCACUUAUGAUCACCACCAUGUCCUCCUCCUCCUGCAGCGGCCUGGACGGCGGCGCGGCGGCCAACUCGAAGCGCAAGUCGCCGGAGCCGACGUCGGUGCUGUACAACCGGAGCCCGAGCCCGCCGACCUCCUCCUCCGCGCACUCGUCGGAGCCGCCGCCCAUCAGCGCCGAGGACUGGGACGCCGUGCUGCUCUCCUCCGGCGGCUGCGACGACGCCAUGGCCGCCGCCGCGCACGGCACCCGGGAGGACAGCUCCUUCCUCCGCUGGAUCAUGGACGCAGGCUACGCGGACGGGGCGACGGGGACGCCUUCGGCUUCAAGGGCCCCGCCCCCUUCGACCCCUCCUUCCUGCCCCCGCCCCCUCCUCUCCACCCGCCGGAGGAGGCCGCCUUCUCGCUCCCGCAGCUCCCGCCGCAGCUCUCCCUCCCGCAGCAUCCGCAGCAGCAGGUCCAUUUCCCUGUCCCGGCCUCCGCAGGCGCCGCCGGGGGAGGAGAUGGAUAUCUCGAGCCCCAGGCGGCGGUGGACGACCUGCUCGAGGCGGCCCGCCGCGCCGACGCCGGGGACCCCGCUGGCGCGCGCGAGAUAUUGGCGCGGCUCAAUCACCGGCUCCCCUCGCCGCCCGCCCCGCCGGGGCACCCUCCCCUGCUCCGCGCCGCCGCGCUGCUCCGGGACGCGCUCCUGCAGCGCCUCCUCCCUCCGACGCCCGCGCCCGGCUCCGUCCUCUCGCCGCUCGACGUCGCGCUGAAGCUCGCCGCGCACAAGGCGCUGGCGGACGCGUCGCCCACCGUCCAGUUCGCGGGGUUCACGGCCACGCAGGCCUUCCUCGACGCGCUGGGCGCCGGCGCGCGCCGCGUGCACGUCGUGGACCUCGACGUCGGCUUCGGGGGCCACUGGCCGCCGCUCAUGCAGGAGCUGGCGCACCACUGGCGCCGCACCGCCGCGCCGUCGACGCCGCCGCCGGCCCUGAAGGUGACGGCAUUGGUGUCGCCGGGGUCGCGGCACCCGCUGGAGCUCCACCUCACGCAGGAGAGCCUGGCGCGGUUCGCCGCCGAGCUGGGCAUCCCGUUCGAGUUCGCUGCCGUGGCCUUCGACCCCUUCAGCCCCUCGCCGCCGCCGGGCCUGUCCGCGGCGCCCGACGAGGCCGUCGCCGUGCACAUCACGGUCGGCACGGAGACCUCCGGGCCGACGCCGGCGUCCCUCCGCGUGGUGAAGCAGCUCCGGCCCGCCAUCGUGGUGUGCGUCGACCACGGCUGCGACCGCGCCGACCUGCCGCUCCCGAGCCACGCGCUGAACGUGCUCCGCUCCUGCGCCGCGCUCGUCGAGUCGCUGGACACGCCCGGCGCGUCGCUGGACGUGGCGGCCAAGGUGGAGCAGUUCAUCCUGCGGCCGAGGGCGGAGAGCCUGGUCGCCGGCGGCGAGAAGCUGCCCCCGUGGCGGUCCACGUUCGCGUCCGCCGGGCUCACGCCGCUGCAGCUCAGCAAUGCCGCGGAGGCGCAGGCCGAGUGCCUGCUCCGGCGCACUGCAAACCAUGGCUUCCACGUCGAGAAGCACCAAUCAGCGCUGGCGCUCUGGUGGCAGCGGUCGGAGCUCGUGUCGGUGUCGGCAUGGCGGUGCUGAUCCAUCCCCUUGCUUGCAGAGCCUGAGCAGCCCGGUACAGUUGUAGUUCAUCUUGCCAAAACUUGAAUCUUUCUCAAGUACUAGUAGCCAAUCUUGGUGUGUGAUAUACGUACUUACUAGCAAUUUGAGGCAUGAACAAUGGAAAUUCGAAAUGCCGAAAAACUGUUAACCCCCCAACCCGCGUUUUAAUUGUUGAUAUUGUAAUCCUCCUGUGUGAUCAUUGUGUAUUAUGCCAGUCAUAUUUUCAGACUGAUUGAAGUUCAAGUCCUUUUUGUUUCUCUCCUCUUUGUAAUUAUUAAGUUCUUGCCAGUGGAAAUCAACAAGGAUUUUCCAAGCAAAAUUGUAGUAAAUCAAUAGUUCAGUUGAAUCCUGUUAUAAUUUGUAGUAGCAGAGUAUAUGUAUGCAACUGAUUUAUGCUGAUUGAUUGAAGUGUUCAACUGAUCCCUAA